UGCUCAUUUGUACGGCCAAACGUAAAUGCGCCUCUGAUGUGUGCGACAUUGCCGGUUUAAUAUGUUUGACCUCACGGCGAAUCUACACUGCCUGCAAUUCGAGGCUGGACUGACGGAAGAGGAGAAAAAAAUCAUAUAUCUGCGCUCACGGUCUGCUGCUUUCACGGAGUGUAGCUGUGCACAUGCCUUGUUUUACUGUAAACUGGCCCAUUGCUUCAGGACAAAUAUUUUGAUGCUGAAUGACUUCAGCUCAGACGCGGGAGUACCGCACCAACUGACCGUGGGGAUUAUUGGCGGAGGGCAUUUGGGGAAGCAGCUGGCUCGACUCAUCGUAGAAAGCAGCGGCAUAAAACCUCCCAACAUCAAAGUUUCAUCUAGAAGACCCGAAACGCUCGAAGAUCUGUCUGUGGUGGGCAUAGAAUGUUUCUAUGACAACCAGCGCUUGGCAUCCUGGGCUGACGUGCUGUUUCUGUGCUGCCUGCCGUCCCACCUGCUCCAGGUGUGUGCUGACAUCAGAGCACACCUGUCCCAUUGCUGUGUAGUGUACAGCGUCAUCUCCACAGUCCCUGUCAAGAGAUUGGCUCAGCUGCUUGGCCACACCUCCAUCCUCAGACCAGCCUAUGAGUUUGUGUCAAGUGACGCUGGGUGGGCGUGUCCUCCAGAACAUUCUAUGAUGGCUGCUCUCAAAAAUGUGGAGCUGAUCGCAGCCUCCUGCCCCCUAUCUAUGAGCCGUGGUGUGUGUAUCGGUGAUGAAUGGCUGCCAGCAGUGCUGUACUCCCUGCUGAACAUGUGCUGUUCUGUGCUGCCACUAGAGGGGGCACUAGAGCUCCUCAACCAGCUGCUGAGGCUUCAGUCUGACUCCGCCCUCUCAGUCCACCACCUCAUCAGCCACUCGUGUGCUUCCUCUCAGUCCCCACUCAGGCCCCUUCUCUGGAUUAGCUUGGCUGACGUCCAGUCCAGAGACACUCCGUUGUCAUGGCACCUGAGGAGAAGCCCUGCUCUAAGGGAACGUCUGUCAACCCUGUACCUCACAACCCUAACACCAGGGGGCAGCAAAGACCAGGACAUCGGUUGCCAAUCAUAAUCAACACCAGCUAAUGGGGUUUUGCUGUUUGAACAUUACAUGUCAUUAAAUUAAUACUAUAUAAUAUAAUGUCCAUUCCUU
Clupea harengus (Atlantic herring) is the source of this 1165-nucleotide messenger RNA. RefSeq names its product NADP-dependent oxidoreductase domain-containing protein 1-like. Gene Ontology annotation, molecular function: pyrroline-5-carboxylate reductase activity. Lineage: Eukaryota; Metazoa; Chordata; Actinopteri; Clupeiformes; Clupeidae. Bases 62 to 1084 code for a protein of 340 amino acids. Gene Ontology annotation, biological process: L-proline biosynthetic process. The record is from RefSeq and is a predicted model, not a curated record. The transcript is spliced from 6 exons.